Molecule: messenger RNA, 858 nt
Organism: Alternaria ethzedia
Lineage: Eukaryota; Fungi; Ascomycota; Dothideomycetes; Pleosporales; Pleosporaceae
Exons: 1
Coding region: 1-858 (285 amino acids)
Molecular function (GO): protein dimerization activity
Source: RefSeq, a predicted model, not a curated record
AUGGACUUCUCUAAUCUGCCUGCCUUCCCUGUGGCCGCGAAUAACCCAAUGUACUCUCCCAACAGCGAUGCCUUCCCAUCACCAGACGAAAUCGACGCUUACCUCACGGAGUCAUAUCCCGCACUUUCCGACUAUGGUUUCAAUACCUACGACAGCAGGAGCGGCCAGUGCUUCAACCGAUCCAUCACGCCAGGGGCCCGAGAUGUCAAUUGGAGUGCACCGGCACCCAGCAGCUACGUCAGCACACCAUCACUUGUCAGUGCAACGAGCGCAGGCGGUGAAGCUCCUCUGAACGCAUGGCCGAAUUACAGCUCAACGCCCUUGAGCUGCCCAGCCGAUUUCCAACACGCCUACACUGCAACCGACUUCCCCAACGGCUAUCCGUCCAACCCCUCUCCCUUACCGACGCCGCCCACUGGCCACGGCAGCCCAAUAUCCCUAUCGCCCACCGCACACCACGGCAUCUCUCCCGAGGACACCUCACUCAAGCCACCUGCUCCACGCAAACGAGGCCGACCUCGCAUCCACCGCCCCGCCUCUGAGCCGACCGCGACUACUACCGCCAAAAUCGCCCGGACACAAUGCAUGCCCCACACCGAAGUCGAGCGCAAGUACCGCGAAAAGCUCAAUGCAGAGCUAGAGCGACUACGUCGGGCUGUGCCCAUGUUACCGCAGAGUGAUGCCACGGAUACAGGCGCAGUGAAGCCCAGUAAGAGCAUGGUGCUGGCAGUGGCCAUCGACUACAUUAAAGAGUUGGAGCGACAACGAGAUGCAGCCGUCGAAGAGGUAGAGAGACUAGGAGGCAAGAUGAGGUUUGGAAGGGCGGGGGUUAGGAAAAGGGAGGAUGGGGAUGCUUGA